This is a messenger RNA of Penicillium macrosclerotiorum, 4941 nucleotides long. RefSeq names its product mitotic regulator LTE1. Gene Ontology annotation, cellular component: plasma membrane. Gene Ontology annotation, molecular function: guanyl-nucleotide exchange factor activity. The record is from RefSeq and is a predicted model, not a curated record. Lineage: Eukaryota; Fungi; Ascomycota; Eurotiomycetes; Eurotiales; Aspergillaceae. The transcript is spliced from 4 exons. Gene Ontology annotation, biological process: positive regulation of GTPase activity; Ras protein signal transduction. Bases 1 to 4941 code for a protein of 1646 amino acids.
AUGGAGCCUUUCCCAUCUGCGAUCGACUCGUCGGCGCCCUCCAGAGACAAGUCGGGCGAGCCUCAAGUCCGUAUUGAUGAGCUACCGGUCUCGAUGCAAACACGCGGUGGAGCCCCUCCCAACAACAUGACGCAUUUACGCCGGGCCAACACAGUGGCACAGAGUGGAAAUCUCAUCAAGAGGAACCGUGAACUCAAGGCUACACGAGAAAGGACCGCCACUACCCCUUCUGGCCUGCGUGCCAAAGAUAGCCAUGAAUUAUUACGAAAGGCCCCAUUGCAACGGUCCCAGACACACCGUGGUCCAUUGGAGGCGCGUCCAGCCGGGCGCAAGGCAGGUCAUUUUACGGUUGGAAGCGUCGGCCAGAAUGGCAAGAUCUUUCUCAGUAGAGCUGACAAAGGAUCCUCCAUGGCCAGACCGAUUGCAAACCCGCCGCAGAAAGCGCCUUCAAUAGUCCCAUUCUCAUCUAUCGACCAAGUGACGAACCCCCAUAUUCCGCAUCUUCAGCCGCAAAAGUACCCGCCGAUCCGUGAUGACCCAUCGCGAUGGUCGAGCUCCCAGCUCUCGGAACUGCGUCCCCGAGAUCCCCCCAGUGAGGAGCCCGAGUCUGUCAUGUCCGAAGCACCGCGACCCGAGUCGGCCAACCACUCUCGCCAGAGAGCCAAUUCUUUCUCCACAAUAUCUGAACAGCACUCCGUGUCUGGCGCGGGGAAACGUGGAGAGCUGCGCAUCGUGAUCGACCGAUCCGAGGAUCGGCCCAAGUCCGCAGGCGAGAAAACUGCCCACGCAGCUCUGGAAGUCCCCAUUCCUCAUUACAGGCUUGGAUCGCCACGAUUCAACACCGAAGGUAGUGCAAUCCUGCAGAGUUCCGUUUACACGCGAACAUCAAUGUCCGAUAAUUUUCGGAAUUCGACAUUACUGGGCGGCAUGGCAGAUCCGUUACCGACGCAUUUUUCGAGUACAUACUGCAGAGAAUCCUUUUCUCGUAACCGUCCGUCUUUCGCGAUAUCUUUAUUCUCCGGGACGGGCGCGAUAGAUCUCAGCCGAGCUUCGCCGGUGCCCAGGAACUCUGUUGUGUAUGAGUUGAAAGGACCGGUUGAACCCUCCAUCUAUGAAUCUUUGGUGUCGGAUAUGGAUGGCGAAGCCGUUGUACGGUACAUUCCUGGUACGAAAGAUAUCAGCGCUGCUACACCGGCCCGUAUUGUUGCCCAGAUCUCUUCCGAGUCAUUCAUGGAUUAUGAGUUGGUUUCGGACUUCUUUCUCACUUUUAGAUCAUAUCUCUCACCAAGUCAUCUUCUGGCUCUACUCCUUGCACGUCUCCAAUGGGCUAUCAACCGAUUACAGGAAGACGGUCGCAUCAUUCGCAUCCGCACAUUUGCAGCUCUUCGCCAUUGGAUUUUGAACUACUUUGUUGACGACUUUGUUACGCACUACGAACUACGGACCCAUUUCUGCGAUACCAUUAACUCUCUCUACUCCGAUGUCAAGUCCCGUGAAAAUGGUGGCAAGAGUGAUUUAAAGAUUCUCCUUGACUUAAAGCGAUGCUGGAAUGGCAAAUGCUCCGUAUAUUGGACUGCUCCGGAAUUCUCUCGUGCAUACAACGACCCAGAUAGCCCAAUUAGCCCCGGAACUGCUCAUAUUGAGAUUUUUCCCGGCGACAUACCUCAACCAGAUGGCAUGGCGACGGCUCCUCGAAAUGGCAAUGUUCAGUGUGCUCGCGCUUUCCUGCUCUCUUCCCCCCGGUCUCCGAAGCGCCUGUCAAUGCCUUACUCCAAAGGCAAAGCACCGCGUCCGGUACCAGUGGGCCUAGCAAAGACAAGCUCCUCGCAUGAAGCAUCGCCCACAUCACCGAUGGUGUCGCGCCAUCCAUUUCAUGGCCAUGGACACAAGCGAAGCGGCAGCUUCUCGGACUCUGUCCGAGAUGAUCGAGUGCCCAUGUUCGGUAUGGAGCCUGGAUAUGCUAGGCGGGCACCCCAAGAGAUAUUGGACCCUAUUGGUUUCAUUCGCGGUGCUCUUUACCCUCCCGCCGAAUCGUACAUGACCAUGAUGGCACCCGAAUCGCCUCCAUUGGCGCCGCCUUUGGCAUCAUCCAAUCCAGAUCGCCGGAGCACUCCGGAUGGUGGAGCUAGGUUGGGAUCGAAUACAGGCGUCAGAACAUUCAUUGGUUCAAUCAGACGCGCAUUGCAUACCAAAAAUGGCGGUCAAAGUGUCUCCGCUCGCAUCGCUAAUGCCUCUGAAGCUGUCGUUUUACCGCGUGGGAAGACCUCCGCGAUGCCGAAUCAUAUAGCUUUGGGUUCGGACAUUUAUCGAGAAAGGAAGCUGACCGCUGUGUCGAAGCGACCAACAAGGAUUGAUAUACUUUGCGACGAAUCACUAAAGCAAUAUCGCCAGAUCAUGAAUCCCAAUGAGAUCCCAGGUGAGGUGAAGAAAGAUAUACAGCCACAAGCGAUUCCUCCUGGCCUGCAAAUCACACUCCAGCAAUCCUCGCCAAAUCCAAACGACGCUCAUACUCUUCAGCCUCCCAUAUCCGAAGCCUCUAAGAUCAAAAGUGGGAUCACGACUGGCAGUGGGUCGAUUGUCAUUGUGGACGAUACUGGGUUUGAGUUCCCAACGAUGUCUGGGGCAGUACCAGAACCUCUCGAUGACGCCAACUUUUAUCCAAACCCACAGAACAAUAUAUUAUCAACUACGUUGUCACAACAAUCCUCUCUAGGAGAUGGCGGGUACUUGCUUCCGAUAUACUAUAAUAGUGAAGGGCCAGGACUUGUUGGACAACCACCAAAGGAUCAGUAUCCUUCCGGCCUUCCUUCGCAGCGACGAUCUUUCUCAAACGAACGUCAAUCUGUACCCAGAAAACGGACAUCAUUGUCGCUCCGGCUUCGAAAAUAUGCUUCUUUCCAGAGCGGGAUCUCUAGGCAUCGCCUCUCGAUGGGAAGUGAGACAAGAAAAUCCAUCGCCGGAUCGAAUACCACUCAAGACUGUUCCGAUAGGCCGGCUGGCCCAGCUCUUCGCAGACGACCCGGCGGAAACCUGCGCCAAAUGCAGUUUGUUGAUGAACGAGAGCAAAACUCUGGCCGUGGGUCUUUUGAUACCACCCAUUCUUACGGCGACUCUCUAGCGGAGACAUCAAUAACCGCUGACGAAGUUGCGUCUCGACCACCGACGACUUUGAUUCCUCCUAAUCCUCGUUAUUCUCUUAUCCAAGGCGUUUCAAAUCGAAACCCGCGACGGUCUUUCGAAGCAGCUCUCGCCAGUUUUGCUCAAAUUCCAGACGAUGAUGAUGGUGGCAUUGAAUCGACGCUGCUAAAGCUCGAGGGUAAAUGGAAGGGUCCAUCUAGUAGAGUUCAAUCUUCUGCUGAUCAGGGUGGAUCUUCUCAGGGGCUCCCAGCGCAUGGAGAACAUCCCCAUGUUGAACCUGGCUUUGAGAAAGUAGGCUGGGAUAUCAUUUCUCGGAGACGGCAGACUGAUAAAUCAGCGUAUUCUACCAUUGGCGGGCGACUGGCGGUACCAAGACCUUAUUCUGAUUCUGUGGCAGAGUCUGAGGAGUCGUAUAAUUCUAUUCCUCUGCUUGAGCGUGGACUUUCAGACGAGUCGAUGAAGCGACCACCUACUGGUCGAACUCGCAUCGCUGAGACUCAUGGCGCUUCUCUCAGUCUCAUCUCUAGUCGAGAUACUUCUGAGCUGACAUCCUCGCAUCCAUCGAUCCAGAUCAUUCAAGAAACGGAAAGCAUUCGACGCAUUGCUCGAGGUUCGACCCUUCCCGAGUCAGCCUCAAGAGAGACCGAGCAGCCUACUUCAAAGCGGCUGUCUGGCUCAUCGUCGGAAGCCUCUGUUGAUAUGAUUGAUUCGCGGGAGGCCGGGGACGAGCGGCUGUCUACGGAUACCCGUAGUUUGACCGCUUCAGCUGUGGAAAUUCCACCUCACCCUUUAGCACACCCCCCUUCCCCUCCGAUGACCAUUCAACAUCCAGGUUCUUUCGGCUCUUACGUCUCACCGCUAGACAAGGUACUGGUUCAGCCCCAGCUCCUUACACCUGAUACCUCUCCUAGACAUCGAGAGAAUGAGCCUCCAACCGCGCAGCCCCGGAAUAUGCCACAGUUCGCUAGUGACGUUCUGUCCAAUUCGGAGAAGCAUAGGCCUAUGCAGAGUUUUUCUACCGAAAUUGGUCCCCAUCAUGUUCCUUUCAUUCUUUCCUGUGAAUCACAGGUGCUCGCCCAACAAUUAACAUUGGUUGAAAUGGCGGCACUCAGUGAGGUUGACUGGAGAGAUUUGGUCGAAAUGAGAUGGAGUAGUGCUUCUCCAUCUAUCACCAGCUGGGUUCAGUUUCUGACUACUGAAGAACGGAAAGGCAUUGAUCUGGUUGUUGGCCGCUUCAACUUGAUGGUCAAGUGGGUUGUUUCUGAGAUUGUACUUACUCGCGACAUCCAUGAGCGAGCACGCACUAUCAUCAAGUACAUACAUACUGCGGCACACGCGCGUCGUAUCUGCAACUAUGCCACAAUGCUUCAGAUCGCAAUUGCCUUAUCUUCGUCUGACUGUUCUCGGCUGCAGGAUUCGUGGCAACUAGUUCCCCCCGAAGAUAGACGACUCUUCAAAGAUAUGGAAUGUUUGAUCCAACCUGUGCGCAAUUUCCAUGAUCUCCGUGUUGAGAUGGAGACAGCCAACUUGCAGGAAGGUUGCAUUCCAUUCAUUGGUCUAUACGUCCAUGAUCUUACCUACAACGCCCAGAAGCCAGCUCAGGUCAAUAGCAGUGCGGGUGGGCUACUGGUCAAUUUCGAGCGCUACCGUACUGCCGCUCGUAUCGUCAAGAGCCUGCUUCGUCUGAUUGACGCCAGCACGAAGUACCGAUUCGAGCCUGUCCAAGGUAUUAUUGAACGAUGCUUAUGGAUCGCAUCUCUCUCUGAGGAGGAGAUCUCAAGUCGAAGUAAACGACUUGAAUAA